AUGAACGAGAGGUCCACUCGAGCACACACCGUGUUUGUCCUGUCCCUGUCGGUGCAGAGACGACGGCGACAGUCCUGCGAAGGUGACCUGCAGCUGCCUGCUCGGAGGAGUCGUUUCUACUUUGCUGACCUUGGUGGAUCCGAGCAGCUGGCAAAGAGCAAGGUGGAAUCGGCUAAGGCGCCUGUGACGGUGGUCGGCGGUGAGGAGCAGAGCCGCAUCUCCUGGCAAGAGUUCUAUCUCCAUCGUCAGAGGCUCCAGGAAACAAUGAACAUCAACAAGGGCCUCUUCUCCCUCAAGAGAGUCAUCGAGGUCCUCCACAGGCGCUCUCGCAUGGCUGCUGAAGGAGUGCCUUCACAUGCGCUUCCAUAUGUUCCCUAUCAAGACUCAAAGCUCACGAUGCUGCUCCAGGAAGCUCUAGGCGGCUCGGCACGAACCUUGAUAAUCACCACCGCGACUAUGGAUCCUGCCCACGCCGAGGAAUCAUUGCAGACGCUGCGGUUCGCGGAGACUUGUGCCCAGGUCCAAAAGCGUCGAGAGGCAGAUCAGGCCGCUUCCAUCACCGUCGCGCUUGAGAAGAUUGAGCAGGACAUCAAGAUACUUCAAGCAGAGAUCGCGCGUAAGGAGCGCUGGGAGACACGCCUGUUGCGGCGCAGGGACUUGGACACCGUGGCUGGCGAGUUCGGUGAGCUGGGUUCCAAGUGCGUUGCGACAGAUGGGCAACAUUUUUGUACCAAGGGAAUUCCACGACUGCCACGACAUGGCACUGGCACAUGA
Symbiodinium sp. CCMP2592 is the source of this 774-nucleotide messenger RNA. Lineage: Eukaryota; Dinophyceae; Suessiales; Symbiodiniaceae. The record is from the annotation of a GenBank genome assembly.